Molecule: messenger RNA, 930 nt
Organism: Aspergillus aculeatus ATCC 16872
Lineage: Eukaryota; Fungi; Ascomycota; Eurotiomycetes; Eurotiales; Aspergillaceae
Exons: 2
Coding region: 1-930 (309 amino acids)
Source: RefSeq, a predicted model, not a curated record
AUGAGCAAGUUCGAAGACGAAAGCAAAAUUGUCGUAUUCAUCAACUCGGCCCUGGAUGAGAUCUUCGGCUCCGAUGCGCCUCUCUACCAGACCCGAGACAGAUGUGAACACCAUCUGCAAGCUCGCUGCCAGGAGGCUUGGGCGGGGGUGCUUCUCGUUCGCCUAUCCCAUCUGCGACGCCUUUCCGUGAAAUACGACAAUUCCGACCUGAUCGGCGAUAUCCUGCGUAAGGCGGCGCAGCGCCAGCAGCCCUUCCAUCGCACCUUGCCCUUCCCGUACCUCACUGAAGUAACCGCAUGUGCCCACGGCCGCUUACAUUGGAUUGAGUCGGAUCUCCUUACCUCCUUCUUCUAUUUCCCCGCGGUCCGCCGGGUCAAUGUCUUCGCCGUAGCCGAGACCUCCGCCGCACCUGAAUCAUUCUAUGCUUUGAAAUUCCGACAAGCCCUUCUUCCUUCCGCUGAAACACUCAGGUCUCUUCGGCUGGAAGGCGCCUGCAGUUAUAAAGUAGUCUGGUAUGAAGAUGACCGCGAGGAGGAUGAGGAGACCGUCUUUGGGUCAUUCAGAGAGUUUUCGGGCCUUCAGACACUGAUCGUGCGAUACCAUUUCCUUCUAGCACAACCCUCGGCGGAUAACGAGAUGCUACUUCUGGGUAUACUGCCCGCUUCGCUGGAGUCCCUGGGGAUCACCGAUAUCGAAUCCGACGACUAUCCCAACCUGGUGGCGGAGCUCUUGCGGUUGGUACGGCACGGCCCGGAACUCUUUCCCCGCCUGAACGUAAUCCACCUGUUCGUGAUCGACAUGUGCGAGGGCCCACUGGCUGCUUUGAGAACAGAGUUCGCUUUGGCCGGUAUCGGUCUGACGGUGGAGCAGCAGCAAGAGGAAGACUGGGAGCACAAUUAUGUCUUUGGACGGCGGAAGCCCUUCCCUUGA